ACAGCGAGCCGAGUCAACAAAGCCAGAGAGAACAUCGUGUCGAACACACUUGUAAACAGAGAGAUAUAAACAAACAGAAAAUGGGUUGCAAAGCUUGUGAGACCAACUGCCAGUGCUCGGCCAGCAAGUGCGGCGACAGCUGCCCCUGCAGCCAGCAAUGCAAAUGCGCCUGCAAGAACGGACCCAAGGACAAGUGCUGCUCCAACAAAAAUUGAUAACCGAUUAUAAAUAAAUAUAUCUACCAAUACUGA
Molecule: messenger RNA, 251 nt
Organism: Drosophila arizonae
Lineage: Eukaryota; Metazoa; Arthropoda; Insecta; Diptera; Drosophilidae
Product: metallothionein-4
Molecular function (GO): metal ion binding
Source: RefSeq, a predicted model, not a curated record